AUGGCCAUUUAUGCGGAAGGCGGAGAGGACGUCAGACUGGCGGAGGGCGGCGGAUUGGAUGAUGGAGAGGAGUUGGUCGUAGGUGAAGAAGGAGAGGAGGGAGCGGGCGUCGUCGGGCUGAGUUGGGGGCGGUGGCGAGGAGGUCGGGUUGUUGGCCGUUGUAGUGGUCAUCCCUGGAGGAUAACUUUGAAGUGGAGAAAGGUGGUGGAGGAUUCUAGCUGGCCGAUUUGUGGAUCUUGCCAAGAAACCAUUGUUCAUCUUUUUUGUACAUGCCCUUUAGCCGUUCAGGUGUGGCGUUUGUCACCUUUACAAGUUGAUAUGAGGGCUGUACAACUCAAUUCUUUUAAUGGUUUUUGGGAUGUUAUGGAGCUUUGGUGGCAUAAUCACGCUAAUAAGAAUUGGUGUAUGUCGAUGGCUGCAGUUAUGAUGUGGUUUAUAUGGAAGUGUAGAAAUGGGGCUAUUUUUGAACAAAAGCUCUCUCUCCCUGGGAUGAUAUGUAAGCGGACUGUGGAGUAUUUGCAAGAGUUCUUAUCUGCGAACUCCUUGGGUCCUGCACCAGUAAUAUCGUGUGGGGAAGGAAGACUUAGUUUGUGGCUAAGGCCUCCAGCUGGUACUUUUAAGAUUAAUGUGGAUGGGUCUUGGAAGAAAGGGUUGAUGAGAGGGGGUUUUGGGAUUGUGAUCAGGGAUUUUCGAGUCUGUUUUGUUGCUGCUUCUAUGGGAUUUUUUCAGUGGUGCGCGAGUUCAUUGGUUGCAGAAGCCUUGGCAAUUCGGCAGGGUAUUUUGUUGGGAUCUCAACUCGGUUUGGGGUCUGUUAUUUUGGAGAGUGAUGCUCAAUUGCUCGUGAAUAUGCUCAAUGGUCAAGCUGCAGUUAGUCAAGAGGUGGAAGUCGUUAUUCAUGAUGUUCAGGUUUUGAGUAAUAAUUUCCACUGUUCCAGUUUUUCCUUUGUUCGUAGGACCAUUAAUAAUGUUGCUCAUGUUUUAGCUGGUGAAGGUUUUUGUGGUUUGGGGUAUAGUCGUUGGACUGAGUCCCCUCCGUUGUGGUUGUUUGGUCCUCUUUCUAGGGACGAGUCUUCCGUUUGA
Messenger RNA from Rhododendron vialii, 1080 nucleotides. RefSeq lists its product as uncharacterized. Gene Ontology annotation, molecular function: RNA-DNA hybrid ribonuclease activity; nucleic acid binding. The record is from RefSeq and is a predicted model, not a curated record. Bases 1 to 1080 code for a protein of 359 amino acids. The transcript has 2 exons. NCBI's taxonomy places the organism in Eukaryota, Viridiplantae, Streptophyta, Magnoliopsida, Ericales, Ericaceae.